Molecule: messenger RNA, 2015 nt
Organism: Hibiscus syriacus
Lineage: Eukaryota; Viridiplantae; Streptophyta; Magnoliopsida; Malvales; Malvaceae
Product: cationic amino acid transporter 5
Exons: 1
Coding region: 136-1899 (587 amino acids)
Biological process (GO): amino acid transport; transmembrane transport
Cellular component (GO): plasma membrane
Molecular function (GO): L-glutamate transmembrane transporter activity; L-lysine transmembrane transporter activity
Source: RefSeq, a predicted model, not a curated record
UCACUGUGUUAAGCAAAGACAAUAAUCGCACAUGGCUCCGAAUUCAAACCAAAGACAAUUCAACCGCAUCGUAUUAUCGGUAAUAAUAUCUAAACUUUCAGACCACAAAUCCAAAAAUCCUGUGUGAGGCAAAAGAUGAGUCACACUGGACAAGAAGCUGAGGAUGAUGUUCAACCAAGAGCCUACUGGAGAUGGAGCAAAGAUGAUUUCUUGCCCGAAGAAUCGUUCCGAAAUCGGAGCACCUAUGUGUCCGCGCUGUCGCAGACGUGUUCCCGGUUCAAGGACCGCCUCGUGAGUCGCUCGGACGAUGCGAACGAGAUCAACGAGCUUCGUAAACAAAGCGAGAACGACAUGAAACGUUGUCUCACCUGGUGGGAUCUCACAUGGUUCGGGUUCGGUGCGGUCAUAGGCGCGGGCAUCUUUGUGUUAACCGGUCAAGAGGCUCAUCGUCAUGCAGGACCGGCCAUCGUCUUGUCCUAUGUGGCUUCGGGAAUUUCGGCAAUGCUUUCCGUGUUCUGCUAUACAGAGUUCUCGGUAGAGAUCCCGGUUGCAGGCGGAUCGUUUGCUUAUUUACGAAUCGAAUUAGGAGACUUUGCGGCGUUUAUCGCAGCCGGGAACAUACUUCUCGAAGGCAUCGUCGGAGGCGCCGCGGUCGCGAGAGCAUGGACUUCUUACUUCGCCACUCUCAUAAAUCGUCAACCGAACUCGCUUCGUAUCGAUACGAUGAAUUUUCUCUUGGACCCUAUUGCAGUUGCAGUUUUGGCCAUUGCUUCAACCAUUGCAAUGAUCAGCACAAAGAGAACUUCACAAUUGAAUUGGAUAGCAACGGCAUUGAAUGGUUUAGUGAUCGUGUUUGUGCUGAUUGCCGGGUUUUUUCAUGCCGAUCCGUCAAAUUUGAAGCCUUUUUUACCAAAUGGAGCCAGAGGGGUCUUCCAAGCAGCCGCGGUCGUUUACUUCGCUUACGGUGGAUUUGAUAGCAUCGCUACCAUGGCUGAAGAAACAAAGAAUCCGUCAAGAGACAUACCAUUAGGAUUACUGGGAUCGAUGUCGAUCAUCACGGUCGUAUACUGCUUGAUGGCACUUUCCCUAACUAUGAUGCAGAGGUACACCGAGAUAGACCCGAACGCGGCCUAUUCGAUGGCGUUCCAGAGUGUCGGAAUGAAAUGGGGCAAGUAUCUAGUCGCUCUCGGUGCUCUUAAGGGUAUGACCACUGUCCUCCUAGUAGGUGCACUCGGGCAAGCACGAUACACUACUCAUAUCGCACGAGCACACAUGAUCCCACCCUGGUUCGCACUAGUCCACCCGAAGACCGGAACACCGAUAAACGCAACGCUUUUGACAACCAUUCUGAGCGGUCUCAUCGCGUUAUUUUCGAGCCUCGAUGAAUUGGCGAGCUUGCUAUCCGUGAGCACUCUAUUCAUAUUCAUGAUGAUGGCCGUAGCACUACUUGUGAGGAGAUACUACGUGAGGGAAGUCACGCCGAGAAUGAACCUCAUGAAGCUUAUAAUAUGCUUGUUGAUUAUCAUCGCUUCCUCGAUGGGAACUUCGGCUUACUGGGGACUAAGGCCGAAUGGAUGGGUCGGGUACGUCAUAACGAUACCCCUAUGGUUCGCGGGGACGAUCGGAAUAGCGGUAUUCGUGCAACAACAGAGGACACCGAAAGUUUGGGGGGUGCCGUUGGUUCCGUGGCUUCCGUCGUUGUCGAUUGCGGUAAAUAUCUUCUUGAUGGGGUCUUUGGCACCUCAAGCUUUUAUAAGGUUUGGGAUUUGUACAAUGGCAAUGAUGGUUUACUACAUUUUUAUUGGUCUGCAUGCAACUUAUGACAUGGCACAUCGACAACAAAAAUUAGACGACCUCGAGGUUAAGAAUAAAGAUGAAGAGGAGAAACCUAAUGUUUAGAUUUAUGUUCAGAUUUUAAGUUCGUAUUUAAAAUCCGUGAAUGUUUCUUUUAAUGUUUAUCUUUAAAGUUCGAAUAAGAAUUUUCGUCCGGACCGGGAUGGGGUUUACAUGUAAGA